GGGAAAUGGGCCCCAAGUUUGACCUGGUGGCGACCUCCUCCCCUGACCCUGGAACAUGUAUCCAACAACACGGCGACCUUUGACCUCAACAUGGAGAAUUUGGAGAACCAUGCAAGCCAGCUGCCUCUGUUUGGCCACUUCUGCUGUCGCCUCGCCGCCCAGCCUGACUGUGCCACUCAGGAACGCAUCAGUGGCCUUGCUGUGGUGCAGGAGGAGCCCCAGCAGCAGCAUUGGUGGUGCCGGGUGCUGGGGUGGCAGCUGGAGGUGUUGGCCUAACAAGGAGGAGGCCCAGCUUUCCCUCCACCACCCUCGUUCCCUCACGGUUGACAGGAACACAGAGGUGACACAGGACGGGACACAGAUUCGAGUGAACAACCCCAGUGGCUAUGCGCGUGGGCACCUCACCCUGACACUGGAGAGCCCUGAGGAGGCGGGGGUGUGGGUGGCGUGUCUGAGGCAGCACGCCGAGGACCACAGGCUCUGGGGGGCUGCAGCAGAAGAAGAUAUGGAGAUUCUUACACCACAGCCAGCCAGACACAACUUCCUUCUCCCUCGCCGAAGUCGGUUUGCUUCCCUGUAUGAGGAGACGCCACUUAGAGCAGAUGGUUCUCCAGUAUCUGACAAGUCCUCCUUAGACGACAUCUACACCUCCUCUGGGUUCGUGAGCAAUUACUGCACACCAGCACCUUCCCUUCCCCCAAGAACCCGCGCUCUCACCCUCUCCUCUCGCGGUUCCUUCAGGCGUUGGGGGUCUGUCCGAUGCAAUAUGCCGUUUUUCAAGAGUAAGAGUUAAAUCCAGGGUGUUUUUGGGUGUCUUAGGGUGUCUGGCAGCUUUCCGAGGGGUCAGGAAGGAGGAGGAGGAGGAGAAAGCACAGGGCUGUCAGUUUGAGGGUUUGGGAAGUGUUUGGGUUUGCUAGGUUAAGUUUUUUUGGGGGUUUGUGUUGGGUGGAGGAAAGUGAUGGGAGGGAGAGAAAGAGAGGUGUUGGGGUUUUGAGAAGGAAGGAAAAAUGGUGAGAGUUUUAGAGGAGGUAAGACAGAAGUGUUGCAGGUUUUUGGAAGAGAAAGAGAGGUGUUGGGAUUUUGAGAAGGAAGGAAAAAUGGUGAGUUUUAGAGGAGGUAAGACAGAAGUGUUGCAAGUUUUUGGAGAAGGAAGAAAAAAUAAUGGAAAGUUUUCAAGAAAGUUAAAAGGAAAGAGAUUAUGGGAAUUUUGAGAGGGAAAGAAAGAAGUGUUAAAAAUUUUAGAGGAGGAAGAAAUAAGGGAAAAUUUUAGAAAAGGAAAAAGGGAAAUGAAGGAGAAAGAGAAAUUUUAGCGAAGGAAAGAAAUGGUGGAAAUUUUAGAGAAAGAAGCGUGAAGUAUUACAAAUUUUAGAGAAGGAUGAAGAAAUAAGGGAAGAAUUUUAGAAAAGGAAAAGAGAAAUGAAGGAGGAGUGAAAGAGAAAUUUUAGCGAAGGAAAGAAAUGGUGGGAAUUUUAGAGAAAGAGAAAAAUAUCCGAAAUUUGGGAGCAAGGAAGGAAAUAAAUGGUGAUGGAUUUUCAAGAAGGAAGGAGAGAAAAUGUGAGAAAACUAGAGAAUAAAGAAUAUAGAAAAAGAAGUUAAAUGUUUGAAGUAUAAUUAAAGAAGAAAUUAAUGUAGAAGAGAGAGAGUGUGAGAGAGAGAGAGAGACUGAAAAUUAGGAAGGAACAAAACUAAGAAUAAGAAGAGGAUGUAAAGAAGAAAGAAGAAAUAAAAGAAUGUUAAAAAUAUGCAUAGGGAAAGAAGAAUGUUGAAUUAGAAGGAAUAAAAUGAAGAUUGAAAUAUACAAGAAAGAAAGUGAAAGAGGAGGAAUGGAAAUUGAAAAUAAUAAUGAAGAUGCAGAAAAAGAAGAAGAGAGGAGGAAGGUAAAUAACAAAAAUGUGCCAAUUUAAAAACAAAACAAAAAAAUAAAUAAAAGAUGAUAUUUAGACAUGGAGAAAAAAUAAUAACAGAACUUGGAUGAAGAGAAAGGAGAGAUUAGCAAUAAUAAAUAAUAAUACAAACAAAACUUAGAUAGAAAAAAAAAGUAAAGAAGAAAAAUUUAUGUAUAACUUUUGGAAAACCUUAUUUUUUUUUAGUUUUCAUUUUUCUUUUUAUUUUCAUCAUAUUUUUUUUCUCCAGUUAGUCUAAGCUUUUGUGGGGUUUGUUUGUGGUUUGUUUGUUUGUUUGUUUGUGGAGAUGAGUAAGGCUUGGAGGAAGAGGAAAAAAUAGGUUUGUUUAUAAUGAGGUUGAUGGAGGAAAAGGAGGAGGAGUAAGAGGAAGAAAAAGAGGUGUCAGUAAUCAAAGAUGAGAAUUAAGAAGAUAAAAGAAGGAAGAGGAGGAGGAGGAAGAGAAGAAAAAUAAUAAAAGAAAGUUAUAAUAUUUACUUGCAUCAUUUCAUAGCAAACAAACCCUCCUCCUCCUCCUCCUCCUCCUCCUCCUCCUCCUCCUCCUCCUCCUCCUCCUCCUCCUCCUCCUCCUCCUCCUCCACCUCCACACUCGUUAGACACACGCACAAGCCUUCUGUCCAUCUGUCUGUCUGUCUGUUUGUAUCAUUCAGUCUGAUCCUCUGUUCUGAGUUAUAAGGAAAGGAAUUGGUAGAGAUAAGGACUAACUGUAUAUAUGACUGGAUUGUAUCAGAGUUUAUUUUCUCUUUUUUUUUUUUUGAGAUAUUAGAGUUUUCUUAUAGUAAUUGUAUUGUUUGUAAUAGUAAUGAUAAUAUGUGCAUACGUAGUUGGGUCAUUAUUAUUAUUAUUAUUAUUAUUAUUAUUAUUAUUAUUAUUAUUAUUAUUAUUAUUAUUAUUGAUAUAGUCUGAUUUGCUGUCAUGCGUGGACCAGUAGCUAUACAAACAUGCGUAAAUACAUGCAUACAUACAUACAUACAUAUGCCUUUGUAGAAAUAUUAUUCUUGUGGGACCAAGUGUGUGUGUGUGUGUGUGUGUGUGUGUGUGUGUGUGUGUGUGUGUGUGUGUGUGUGUGUGUGUGUGUGCGCGCGCCAGUGUUUUGUAAAUAGUGACUCACACAUUGUAAAGCUAUAUUUUCUUCUAUUAGAGAUUUCAAGGCAGCUUAGAGAGAGAGAGAGAGAGAGAGAGAGAGAGAGAGAGAGAGAGAGUAAACAAUUACAAGGCAGCUUGGAGAGAGAGAGAGAGAGUAAACAAUUACAAGGCAACCAUACUUUCCUUUAUUUUUUUAAACAACAACAAAAAAGGAAAAAAAUAAAUCCGUCGUACACUCGUACAAAUUACCGUACUUACACACACACACACACACACACACACACACACACACACACACACACACACACACACACACACACACACACCAAAAUCUAACUGACAUGACUUUCUCAAGUGACAUUUUUUUGUAACAGAGGUCAUCUUAGGUCACGAUCAUAUUAUUAUUAUUAUUAUUAUUAUUAUUAUUAUUAUUAUUAUUAUUAUUAUUAUUAUUAUUAUUUGUCACCUAUUCACUAUUUCCAUUUUUCGAGGAGUUUGUGUUGGGUUUGUAUUAUCUAUUGUAUUUCUAUCAUUCUGUCUUCUGAUUGGUCCAUAUGUCGGGUCUUUCUCCCUCGCCCCUCUCCCCCUCCUCCCCCCGGACAGGUGAUGGGGAGGGGGAGGGGAAGGAGGGGGUUCAAAUAAAAGUUUAUGAAUUGUA
Molecule: messenger RNA, 3645 nt
Organism: Scylla paramamosain (green mud crab)
Lineage: Eukaryota; Metazoa; Arthropoda; Malacostraca; Decapoda; Portunidae
Exons: 6
Coding region: 56-793 (245 amino acids)
Source: RefSeq, a predicted model, not a curated record